This is a messenger RNA of Penicillium nucicola, 189 nucleotides long. RefSeq lists its product as uncharacterized. The transcript is spliced from 2 exons. The record is from RefSeq and is a predicted model, not a curated record. Lineage: Eukaryota; Fungi; Ascomycota; Eurotiomycetes; Eurotiales; Aspergillaceae. Bases 1 to 189 code for a protein of 62 amino acids.
AUGGCUUCGAGGUGGCAGGUUUUGUGGGGGCUGACGGUCUUGGAUGAUGUUUUGAUUGAUGGGUCGGUUGAUGUCUCGAGUGAUGCCUCGAGUGAUGUCUCGGGUGGCGACUUGGCUGAUGCCUUGAGUGGUGAUGAUGACCCGUCAUCUUUGAAUGGCGAAGAGAGCAAGUUGCAAAACCGAAUUUAA